Vicia villosa (hairy vetch) is the source of this 765-nucleotide messenger RNA. RefSeq lists its product as uncharacterized. The transcript has a single exon. NCBI's taxonomy places the organism in Eukaryota, Viridiplantae, Streptophyta, Magnoliopsida, Fabales, Fabaceae. The coding region runs from base 1 to 765 and encodes 254 amino acids. The record is from RefSeq and is a predicted model, not a curated record.
AUGGGGUAUUGGUUAGGUGAUAAGUGGUGUUGGAAUGUUACUAAGGCGCACAAGGUUCUUGCACAACAGGCGUCCGUGGAAAUGGCAGAUUUGUAUACUUUGCUUAUGGAUGUUAAUUUAAAUGCUAACAGUGAAGAUGUAAUUGUAUGGCCGUUUGACGUGUCAAAAUGUUAUACGGUUCGCUCUGGUUACGACUUAUUACAGCAGCAGCAACAAGGUGGGGAGCUAGACAUAUGCAGAAAACAGGGGUUGGAGUAUAUUUGGGCAUCUAAGGUACCUUCUAAGCUCAAAUUUUUUUACUGGAGAGUAAUUUUAGACAAGCUGCCGACGAGGAAUCAGUUGGUUCGCCGUGGAAUUAUUGCGAAUAACCAUGAGGCCUUAUGCGCUUUCUGUGAGCUGCGUUAUGAAGAACCUUUUCAUAUCUUCAUUUCCUGUUCUAAGUUACAAAUUUUGUGGGGAAAAAUUAAUCUUUGGCUGGAUAUUGAUUCGCAAGGGGCAGAAGAUUGCUGUGAACAACUUCAUGAGGGAAUUUCUGCUUUGUCGGGGAAGAUUCAAUGCAAAAGGGCUGCAGCUAUUUGGAUGAUGAUAUGGUGGUGUAUUUGGAAGGCUAGAAAUAAUAUCAUUUUCAAUAAUGCGGUUUUUGAUUGCGAUGAAUUAUUCGUCUCAAUACUUUGGUACUCUUGGUGGUGGCUUGCUAUCGAAGCCAAAGAUAGAAUUAGAAGUAACUUUUAUGAGUGGUAUAAAAACCCAUCUUUAUGUAUGUGA